CUCACUGUUUUUCUAAAAUCUUGGAAACUUUGUCUCCAUUGAAUUCCGACACUGUCCACCUUUAAUUCCCUCGAAAACGCCUGUAACUCGGCUGAAGCCAUGCCCUGUGUUCAGGCUCAGUAUGGGUCAUCGCCUCAAGGAGCCAGCCCAGCUUCCCAGAGCUACAGUUACCACUCUUCAGGAGAAUACAGCUCCGAUUUCUUAACUCCAGAGUUUGUCAAGUUUAGCAUGGACCUCACCAACACUGAAAUCACUGCCACCACUUCUCUCCCCAGCUUCAGUACCUUUAUGGACAACUACAGCACAAGCUACGACGUGAAGCCACCUUGCUUGUACCAAAUGCCCCUGUCCGGACAGCAGUCCUCUAUUAAAGUGGAAGACAUUCAGAUGCACAGCUACCAGCAACACAACCACCUCCCCCCUCAGUCGGAGGAGAUGAUGCCUCAUUCUGGCUCCGUUUACUACAAGCCUUCGUCGCCCCCGACUCCCACCACCCCCGGCUUCCAGGUGCAGCACAACCCCAUGUGGGACGACCCUGGCUCCCUCCACAACUUCCACCAGAAUUACGUGGCCACCACCCACAUGAUCGAGCAGAGGAAAACGCCUGUGUCCAGGCUCUCCUUAUUCUCAUUUAAGCAAUCACCCCCAGGAACCCCAGUGUCCAGUUGCCAGAUGCGAUUUGACGGGCCCCUCCACGUGCCCAUGAACCCCGAGCCAUCCGGGGCCCACCAUGUAGUCGAUGGCCAGACAUUUGCAGUGCCCAAUCCCAUCCGCAAACAGGCAUCCAUGGGCUUCCCAGGGCUACAGAUUGGCCAUGCUUCCCAGCUGCUGGACACCCAGGUGCCAUCCCCUCCCUCCCGGGGGUCUCCAUCCAACGAGGGCCUCUGUGCAGUGUGCGGGGACAACGCGGCCUGCCAGCACUACGGAGUGCGCACCUGUGAGGGCUGCAAAGGGUUCUUCAAGCGCACUGUCCAGAAAAACGCAAAAUACGUGUGUUUAGCAAAUAAAAACUGCCCAGUUGACAAACGCCGCAGAAAUCGCUGUCAGUAUUGUCGGUUUCAAAAGUGCCUUGCAGUUGGCAUGGUCAAAGAAGUGGUUCGCACAGACAGUUUAAAAGGCCGAAGGGGUCGCUUACCAUCCAAACCGAAGAGCCCCCAGGAGCCCUCUCCCCCCUCUCCCCCGGUGAGUCUGAUCAGUGCCCUGGUGAGAGCCCAUGUCGACUCCAACCCGGCUAUGAGCAGCCUGGACUAUUCCAGGUUCCAGGCUAACCCUGACUACCAGAUGAGUGGAGAUGACACUCAGCAUAUCCAGCAGUUUUAUGAUCUCUUGACCGGCUCCAUGGAGAUCAUCCGAGGAUGGGCAGAAAAAAUCCCUGGUUUCACUGACCUCUCUAAACCAGACCAGGACCUCCUCUUCGAAUCCGCUUUCUUGGAACUGUUUGUGCUGCGGCUAGCAUACAGGUCCAGCCCAGUGGAGGGCAAGCUUAUCUUUUGCAAUGGGGUGGUCCUGCACAGGUUGCAAUGUGUCCGUGGCUUUGGAGAAUGGAUUGAUUCCAUUGUUGAAUUCUCCUCCAACUUGCAAAAUAUGAACAUCGACAUAUCUGCCUUCUCAUGCAUCGCUGCCCUGGCUAUGGUAACAGAGAGGCACGGGCUAAAGGAACCCAAGAGGGUGGAAGAACUUCAGAACAAGAUUGUAAAUUGUCUCAAAGACCAUGUGACUUUCAAUAACGGAGGUUUGAAUCGCCCCAAUUAUUUGUCCAAACUCUUGGGGAAGCUCCCUGAACUUCGCACCCUUUGCACACAGGGGCUGCAACGCAUUUUCUACCUGAAACUAGAAGAUUUGGUGCCACCUCCAGCAAUAAUCGACAAACUUUUUCUGGACACUUUACCUUUUUAAGACUCUUCCCAUGCACUUAAAGUGAACUUUAAAGAAAAUAAACUCGACCUGUCUGAAGGGGAAUUCACCUGUGCGCAAAGCAGCACCUUUGGGUGCCAGAUUCCCAUCCCCAAAACUGUUGCUAACCUCUUGAAGGCAGAACGUGAAUGGGCAUUUUGGCUCUGGGGCAUCAAGGAUUCAGAUGAUGGACAACUUAAAUACCAUGGUAUAAGCUUUUUAUUAUCGGCUCAAAAUAUUAAGAAGGACUUCUGAUUAAAAAGACGAUCAUAUUUGGCAACGCCGGGCUAAGACUCUCAUGAUGACAAAGUAUUAAGGUGACCCACAAGUCUCACCCUCUUAAAGACUAAAGUUUUCUGAUGUAAAAGAAAGCUGUAAUAUAUACUGAAAACUAAAUGUUGCGUGGGUGGCAUGAAAUUAAAGAAGGCAAAGACUUGUAAAUUUAUCAGAUGCAUUUUGGCUUUUUAAAUUAUUCUGUGCCUAUUUAUGAAUAAAUAUUAAAACCAAUUCUAAAAGAAAGAACAUAGAUGUGUUUGCAAAUAAAGAGAAUUAAGUAACUCAGUGAAAUGGGAAAGCAUCAUGAUUCUAGGAUGAUAAUGUUAUAGGCACUUGCUAUUUCAGUAAUGUCUAUAUUCUAUAAAUAGUAUUUCAGACACUAUGUAGUCUGUUAGAUUUUAUAAAGAUUGGUAGUUAUCUAAGCUUCAAACAUUUUCUCAAUUGUAAAAUAGGUGGGCACAAGUAUUACAAAACCGAAAUCUUGGACAAAGGGGCACAUAGUGUUUGUAAACACCGUCCAACAUUCCUUGUUUGUAAGUGUUGUAUGUACUGUUGAUGUUGAUUAAAAAAAGUUUAUAUCUUGAUUAUUUUGUUGUCUAAAGCUAAACAAAUCUUGCAUGCAGCAGCUUUUGACUGUUUCCAGAGUGCUUAUAAUAUAUAUAACUCCCUGGAAAUUACUGAGCACUUUGAAUUUUUUGUUUUGUUUUUUAUGUCUAAAAUUGUCGAUUAAUAUAUUAUUUUAUG
Messenger RNA from Terrapene triunguis (Three-toed box turtle), 2913 nucleotides. RefSeq names its product nuclear receptor subfamily 4 group A member 2 (gene NR4A2). Gene Ontology annotation, cellular component: transcription regulator complex; nucleus. The record is from RefSeq and is a predicted model, not a curated record. Lineage: Eukaryota; Metazoa; Chordata; Testudines; Emydidae. Bases 100 to 1896 code for a protein of 598 amino acids. The transcript has 7 exons. Gene Ontology annotation, biological process: regulation of transcription by RNA polymerase II; cellular response to corticotropin-releasing hormone stimulus; central nervous system neuron differentiation. Gene Ontology annotation, molecular function: RNA polymerase II cis-regulatory region sequence-specific DNA binding; zinc ion binding; nuclear receptor activity.